This is a messenger RNA of Macrosiphum euphorbiae (potato aphid), 711 nucleotides long. NCBI's taxonomy places the organism in Eukaryota, Metazoa, Arthropoda, Insecta, Hemiptera, Aphididae. The record is from the annotation of a GenBank genome assembly.
AUGAAGUCUCAAUAUUAUCGCUGUGCAAUCGUAUUCUUAUUUCAACUGGCGGUUAACAGCAUAGCCUCUCAAAACGACGAUGACCAUGUUGAUUUAUCACUCGCCAAACAGAAACAAAAAUCAAUUGCAAAUAUGAAUAAUUCCACACAUCCCAGGAUGAUACGCCACGAAGGUGAUUUGGAACGUAUGGGAUCUGAACACAAGACUUAUUGUUCAAGUAUGCCAUAUCCAAGUAUCAGUUGUCAUAUGAAUACGACGUGUGUGUAUGGAAAUCAAACAAUCGCCAUAUGCAAAGCUAAUGUGGAUUGUCUGGGAGAAAAUACAUUUGCUAAAAACUUGACUUGUCGGUUUUGUUAUCAGACAGAGUUCUGGGAAUAUAAGUGUGAGAAAAAAAUCUGUAAUUCUGCUGCUUCUCCGCCAACCUAUUACCGGACUAAUUGUACAGUGAACAGAGAUGUUUUGUGUUUGGGAAGAAGAACAUUUUUGAAAAGAUUGCGCUGCAAUUGGACAGGUGGUCAUCGGUGGUCGACUGCAUUAAUUUUAAGUAUUACCCUAGGAGGAUUCGGUAUAGAUAGAUUUUACUUGGGACAUUGGCAAGAAGGCAUAGGCAAACUAUUCAGUUUCGGAGGCCUUGGUGUUUGGACACUUAUUGAUGUACUAUUAAUAUCUAUCAGAUACCUCGGUCCAGCAGACGGUUCUCUAUACUUGUAA